Molecule: messenger RNA, 841 nt
Organism: Anopheles maculipalpis
Lineage: Eukaryota; Metazoa; Arthropoda; Insecta; Diptera; Culicidae
Product: bcl-2-related ovarian killer protein-like
Exons: 2
Coding region: 1-828 (275 amino acids)
Biological process (GO): intrinsic apoptotic signaling pathway in response to DNA damage; regulation of apoptotic process; extrinsic apoptotic signaling pathway in absence of ligand
Cellular component (GO): mitochondrial outer membrane
Molecular function (GO): protein homodimerization activity; protein heterodimerization activity
Source: RefSeq, a predicted model, not a curated record
AUGUCGUCCAUUUCCGCGGCGGGAAGUGGGUUGCAGCAUCCUUCCCAACGAUCACCACGAUCACCGAUAGUGGUUGCUGCCGUUGCUGCUGCUUCCGCGAUCGGAUCGACCACGAUCGGUGGCAGUGCCAAUGUGGUCGGCUGGUCCAACAAACGGAACCCGAUUCACCAUCUCACCACCAGCCAGGACGUUAUCAAUCAGGGCAAAUGUCUUUGCGGUGAGUACAUACGCGGCCGGUUAAAACGAUCCGGACUGCUCAACCGGAAGAUCCUGCAGCGAUUGCGUAACUCGAUGGAGCACUGUGCAGCGGUCGGGGGCGGUGUGGUGGUACGGGAAGCACUCCCCAUACUGAACGGGAUGGGUGAAGAGCUCGAACGGAUGCAUCCGCGCCUAUACACAAACGUUAGCCGACAGAUCUCGAACGAACCGUGGGGCGAGCUGACGGAACCGGACACGGUCGGCUAUCUGCUGCACGUGGUUGCGAAGGAUCUGUUCAAGAGUGGCAUCACGUGGGGCAAGGUAAUCUCGCUGUUUGCCAUUGCGGGUGGGCUAGCCGUGGACUGCGUUCGGCAGGAUCAUGCCGACUAUCUGCAGCAGCUGAUCGAGGGCACGGCGGACGUGAUCGAAGAGGAUCUGAGCGGUUGGUUGGUGGAGCGUGGCGGAUGGCUUGGACUGCAGGAUCACGUGCACCCACCGCAGCCGGAAAUAACCGUCACCGGGUGGCUUAGCAUAACCGCGCUGACGCUCGUCGUGAUUUACGUCGUGUCACUGUUCCUACGGGUGAUCGGUAGCAGCUACAUCGAACCGAACCGAUCACCCACCAACUAAACUAAAACUCUAG